GCAGCCUGCAGCGCAGCCGAGGCAGCACCAGCAAAACGAGCGAGCAACCAACGCCCAGCCGCAGGCGCAGCGCAGCGCAGACUACGCGGCCCUGCUGCACACAGACACCACCAAAGCAAGCAAGAGCAGAACACAGAGAGACAGAGAGAGCGAGAGAGAUCAUCACGCAGCACAGCGGCGGCCCCUCCCCCCUCCCCUCUCUCCUCUCUCGACAGUCGACACAUAGAGCCGGGUAGCAGCCCGGGCGGGAGACAGGUCUUCGGUCUCGGCGCCGCGUGCUCGCCGCCCCCCACCCCGGUCCCCCUGCCCCGCGCCUGUCGGAGGGAACACGCGCGCGCGCACGGGCGUGGCCUGCCUGCCCGCCUUUCCUCCGGCGGCGACCGGGACCGACAGGCGGCCUCGACGCGCGGCCAUGCGUGGGCCUCUCUGAGCCAGCAGCUCUCGCCGGCGGAGACCAGCUGAUCCGGUCGGCUCGUUCGUCUGCUUGGCCGGCGCGCGUCUGACGGUCUGAGGCGGGAGAUGAUGAAGAUGGAGCGGCAGCAGCAGCCGCCGCCGCCGAGCUCGGCCGCCGGCUCCGCGGUCACCGUGGCGGUGCCCGGGGUCGGAUGCGAAGGGGAGAAGAAGGCGCCGGCGAUCAACUCGGACCUGUGGCACGCCUGCGCGGGACCGCUGGUGCAGCUGCCGCCGGCAGGCAGCCUCGUCGUCUACUUCCCACAGGGCCACAGCGAGCAGGUUGCAGCUUCUAUGCAGAAGGAUGUCGACGCCCAUGUUCCAAACUACCCGAACCUUCCAUCCAAGCUCAUCUGCCUACUGCACAAUAUCACCUUACAUGCUGACCUAGAAACAGAUGAAGUUUAUGCACGAAUGACUCUUCAGCCAGUUACCUCAUAUGGGAAGGAGGCGCUGCAGCUAUCAGAGCUAGCUCUCAAACAAGCAAGGCCACAGAAUGAGUUCUUCUGUAAGACACUGACUGCUAGUGACACUAGUACGCAUGGAGGCUUCUCUGUGCCUCGCCGAUCUGCAGAGAAGAUAUUUCCACCUCUUGACUUCUCAAUGCAACCACCCGCUCAAGAGAUACAAGCUAGGGAUUUGCAUGAUAACGUGUGGACAUUCCGUCACAUAUAUAGGGGUCAGCCUAAAAGACAUCUGCUUACAACUGGCUGGAGUCUCUUUGUAAGUGGAAAGAGGUUAUUUGCUGGAGAUUCUGUCAUUUUUGUCAGGGAUGAAAGGCAGCAACUUCUACUAGGAAUCAGGCGUGCUAAUCGACAACCAACUAACAUAUCAUCAUCUGUCCUUUCAAGUGACAGCAUGCAUAUAGGCAUUCUUGCUGCAGCAGCCCAUGCUGCUGCCAACAAUAGCCCAUUUACCAUCUUUUAUAACCCAAGGGCCAGCCCUACAGAAUUUGUUAUCCCAUUUGCUAAGUAUCAGAAGGCUGUCUAUGGUAAUCAAUUAUCUUUAGGUAUGCGCUUCCGCAUGAUGUUUGAAACUGAGGAAUUAGGAACACGAAGGUACAUGGGCACAAUAACUGGUAUAAAUGAUUUAGAUCCUGUAAGAUGGAAAAACUCUCAGUGGCGUAAUUUACAGGUUGGUUGGGAUGAAUCUGCAGCAGGUGAACGACGGAACAGAGUUUCAAUCUGGGAGAUUGAACCGGUCGCUGCUCCAUUUUUCAUAUGCCCGCCUCCGUUUUUUGGUGCGAAGCGUCCCAGACAACUAGAUGACGAGUCCUCAGAAAUGGAGAAUCUCUGGAAGAGGGCUAUGCCUUGGCUGGGUGAAGAGAUAUGCAUAAAGGAUCCUCAGACACAGAAUACCAUAAUGCCUGGUCUGAGCUUGGUUCAGUGGAUGAACAUGAAUAUGCAACAGAGCUCAUCCUUUGCAAAUACAGCCAUGCAGUCCGAGUACCUGCGGUCAAUAACUAACUCCAGUAUGCAAAAUAUUGGUUCCAGUGAACUGUCGAGGCAGUUGUGCUUGCAGAACCAGCUUCUGCAACAGAACAACAUGCAGUUUAAUUCGCCCAAACUUCCUCAGCAAAUGCAGCCGAACAAUGAUUUGUCCAAGGCUGCCGUUCCAUUGAACCAGAAUGGUAUGAGCAUCAAACAACAAGAACAGACUCAAGAUGCAAGCAACUUUCAGAGGCAACAGCAGUCCAUGAACUAUGCACUUCCUUUGAGCCAAGCUCAAACCAAUCUUGCCCAAGCUCAGGUCGUUGUGCAGAAUCAGAUGCAGCAGCAGCAGCCGCAGCCACAUACAUCUCAAAAUCAGUUGCCAUCCGUCAGCCAGCCGCUCAUGUCCCAUCAGCAGCAGCAGCAGCAGCAACACCAACAGCAGCAGCAACAACAACUGCAGCAGCAGCAGAAACAACAAGAACACCAACAUCAGCAACAGCAACAGCAGCUGCAGCAGCAAAAAUUUCUACAGCAGCAACAGCUUCUAAUUCAGCAAGAGCAGUUACAACAACAUCAACAACAUCAACUCAGUAAGAUGCCUGCGCAGCUACCAAAUCUGUCAAAUCAGCAGCUGCAGUUAUCGGAUCAGCAGCUUCAGCUUCAACUCCUGCAAAAGCUACAGCAACAGCAGCAAGCAUUGCUGUCCCAACCUGGAAUUACCCUUGCACAAUUACCUCUGAUCCAAGAACAGCAGAAGUUACUUAUGGAUAUGCAACAGCAGCUGUCAAGCUCCCAUUCACUUUCCCAGCAACAGAUGAUGCCUCAACAAAGCACAAAAAUCCCAUCACAGGCAGCAUCACUGCCACCACCCAUGCAGCCAGAUACUACACAACAGAAGCUUCCACAGAAGCAAGCUCUGCCUGCAGACACCUUAGAAGCUGCCAUUCCUUUGACCACAUCGCGUAAAUUUGGUUCAGCAAAUGGAAGCCCUUUAAGGAUGCCUGGUGCUACACAUUCUGUAGUUACUGAAGAAAUCCCUUCUUGCUCAACAUCCCCUUCCACUGCUAAUGGUAGUCAUCUUCUACAACCAGUCACUGGUAGGGACCAAUAUUCUAGCAUGAUCAACACGGAGAAGGCACCCCACUCAAGUGCUCCCAUGUCAGUUCCAAACUCCCUUGACGCUGUCACAGGAGCUCAAAGAAUGACAAAGGAAUUACCAAAGUUGAAUUCCAAUGUAAAGCAAAAUACGAUGUCUUCAAAAUUACCGAAUGGAGGAGCUGGUCUCCAAACUUUUGCGAACAACGCAGCUCCGACAGACUAUCUAGAAACAGCUUCUUCAGCAACUUCAGUUUGGCUUUCCCAGACUGAUGGACUUCUACAUCCAAAUUUCCCUAUGUCCAACUUUACUCAGCAGCAGCUGUUCAAAGAUGCACCUCCAGAUACUGAAAUUCCUGCUGAAGUUCCAAGUAAUAAUGCAUUGUUUGGAAUUAGCAAUGAUGGGCAUGUGGGCUUCCCUAUGGUAACUGAUGACUUCCUGACGAAUGGGAUUGAUGCUGUCAAGUAUGAAAAUCAUAUCUCUACAGACAUUGAUAACAGCUAUAGAAUACCAAAGGAUGCCCAGCAAGAGAUAUCAUCCUCCAUGGUUUCACAGUCAUUUGGUGCGUCAGACAUGGCGUUUAACUCAAUUGACUCUGGAAUCAACGAUGGCACCUUCUUGAACAGAAGUUCUUGGCCGCCUGCUCCCCCAGUGAAGAGGAUGAGGACGUUUACGAAGGUUUAUAAACGUGGAGCUGUGGGCCGGUCUAUCGACAUUAGUCAAUACGCUGGAUACGAGGAAUUAAAGCAGGCUCUGGCUCGAAUGUUUAGCAUAGAGGGGCAACUUGAGGAACGACAGAGGAUUGGCUGGAAACUUGUCUACAGAGAUCAUGAGGAUGACAUCCUACUUCUUGGCGACGACCCUUGGGAGGAGUUUGUCAACUGCGUGAAGUGCAUCAGGAUCCUUUCGCCUCAGGAAGUGCAGCAGAUGAGCUUGGACGGCGAUCUGGGGAGCAGCAUUGUCCCCAACCAGGCGUGCAGCAGCUCGGAAGGUGGGGGCAAUGCCUGGAAGGCUCGCUGUGACCAGAACUCCGGCAACCCUUCCACCGGUUCAUACGACCAGUUUGAAUGACCUAAUUUACCAGUCUAUACACACCGCAAUGGCGUCGGUCUAAGUAGACAUCCUGGGUGUGCGGCUCCAGGAUGUUGUAGAUUCUGUCAGCUUACAUCCUGGAGCGCAAACGGCUCAUCGGAUUAGUGGUGUUAUGUUUAUAUGUGUAGUUGUUACAAGAAAGGAAGUAGGCAUGGGUAAAUUAAGCUUACCUAGAAUUGGAGAGGGUUAGGGGGGAUAUGUUGUACUAUUGGUAAGGCAAGUUCUGUAGUUACCUGAUGCUUCCUCUGUUGUGAGGAAAUUCUUAAGAUCUCCAUGAGUCUCAAGUUAGCAUCUGCGGAAGCUAUAUUUUUUUA
Messenger RNA from Hordeum vulgare subsp. vulgare (domesticated barley), 4385 nucleotides. Its product is annotated as auxin response factor 19-like. Gene Ontology annotation, biological process: response to hormone; regulation of DNA-templated transcription. The coding region runs from base 520 to 4050 and encodes 1176 amino acids. Lineage: Eukaryota; Viridiplantae; Streptophyta; Magnoliopsida; Poales; Poaceae. Gene Ontology annotation, molecular function: DNA binding; protein binding. Gene Ontology annotation, cellular component: nucleus. The record is from RefSeq and is a predicted model, not a curated record. The transcript is spliced from 14 exons.